Molecule: messenger RNA, 3037 nt
Organism: Acanthopagrus latus (yellowfin seabream)
Lineage: Eukaryota; Metazoa; Chordata; Actinopteri; Spariformes; Sparidae
Gene: gfi1ab
Product: growth factor independent 1A transcription repressor b
Exons: 6
Coding region: 742-2046 (434 amino acids)
Biological process (GO): regulation of transcription by RNA polymerase II
Cellular component (GO): nucleus
Molecular function (GO): RNA polymerase II cis-regulatory region sequence-specific DNA binding; DNA-binding transcription factor activity
Source: RefSeq, a predicted model, not a curated record
ACUGUCACCGCGGGCGUGAGGACGGCGAGUGUCUGUCGCUUAAUGACAGUCUGCGGCCGGACUGACCACCCGACCGGGACAGAGCUCCUUUAAAAACUUUGACUCCAAACUGAGGGAGUCUUCACUGUGUGGGCGCACACUGACGUAUCGGUGCAGGUAUUUUUAUUUAAAUAUGUUGCUGUGGACAAAUAACCAAACGCGCUCCAGACAAACACGCGGGGGUGCGCUGGCUAAAUUAAGUCAGCUCAGUCUUUCCCCCGCCCUUUGAUUUUACCACUACAUGCUACAUUUAGCCUCUCUACAAAUGACACCCUGGGGUGCGCCACCCCGUUUCCUCCCUCCCUGUCUGCUCGCGUUCAGCGCUGAUAAGGCCGGUAUCACUUCUCCUGAUAGAGCUGCAGCCUGAUCCGAGGGGCACCAGCAGCCCCGGGCCACUGCGGGCUCAACGCUGCAAAAAGAGUCACUUCGAAAAAAAAAAAAAAAAAAAGUCGUGUGAUGAUAAUCCCCCUGGUGUUUCCUGAAAACUAAAGCCAAACACUCCGUCAGACGCGCAGUUUGCGUUGAGGAGACGUGACAACAAGUCGCCCCCGCUUUCAGACUCAUUUCUUAUUACCUGUAGCAACAGACGUGCUGACUAAUUCACCGCAGGCGGGUGUUUUUUGCAGUGUGGUGAGCGGAAGGGCCGCAGCAGUGACACCUGUCCGCGCAACACCUGGCAGACGGGGACUGGACUGUGUGCGCAUGCUCCGUUUUCAGGUUGACAUCCCACUUAAAGCGCUUGGAGCCGCGUCUGUCCACCAGAGGAGAUCAAAUCCUUGUCGGGUUCAGAGCGAGCAGAGGACGCAUCUGUCUCCCGCAGCUGGAUUAUUAGCGCUCACCUGUCCGCGCACAGAAGCAGAGAUGCCUCGUUCCUUCAUGGUGAAGAGUAAGAAGGCGCACAGUUACCACCAGCCCCGGAGUUUAGAGGAUGACUACAGCAGGCUGGACACCAUCCUGGCGCACAUCUGCUCAGAGGCGGAGAAGCUCCCAGAAGACGCGGACAGCUGCGGCCUCUCUCCGGACUUCCACCCGACCGACGCCGCUGAUUUCUCCCCGAAGUCUCCUCUGAGCUGCGCCGACAGUCUGUGCGGCCGCUCCACGGACUAUGAGGACUUCUGGAGGCCUCCGUCGCCCUCUGCUUCACCGGAUUCUGAGAAGUCCCUGUCUCCUCUGGUGGAUGAGACGCAGCCCUUUACCGUCCCCUUCCGGCCGUACGCCUGGAGCAGCUACCCGGGGCCGGGGCUGAGGCCCCUGGUGCCGCAGAGCCUCCAUCCGGGCAUGGACGUGGACAGGGGCCCGGCGGCGAUGGCCUUCUACGGGGACCGGAGCAGCGCCCACCCGGCCCUGUAUUCAGAGCGUGCUCUGGGCGAGGAGGCCUAUAGCGACUACAGGAGGCGCGCUGCAGCGCUGCUGUUUCCUGAGGGGGGGCUGCACGCCAAGAGCCACGGGGUGAAGGGCCAGUCUGACCUGCUGUGCUCCAGCCUCAUCCUCAACGGUGCUUACAAGUGUGUCAAGUGCAGUAAGGUGUUUUCCACUCCGCACGGUUUGGAAGUCCACGUCCGCAGGUCGCACAGCGGCACCAGGCCGUUUGCGUGCGAAAUGUGCGGCAAAACCUUCGGACACGCAGUCAGCCUGGAGCAACACAAAGCGGUGCACUCGCAGGAAAGAAGUUUCGACUGCAAAAUAUGCGGCAAAAGUUUCAAAAGGUCGUCCACCCUGUCGACGCACCUGCUCAUCCACUCCGACACUCGGCCGUACCCCUGCCAGUACUGCGGGAAGAGGUUCCACCAGAAGUCCGACAUGAAGAAGCACACUUUCAUCCACACAGGUGAGAAGCCACACAAAUGUCAGGUGUGCGGGAAAGCGUUCAGCCAGAGCUCCAACCUCAUCACGCACAGCAGGAAACACACCGGAUACAAACCGUUCGGCUGCGACCUGUGCGGCAAAGGCUUCCAGAGGAAAGUGGACCUGAGGAGGCACAAAGAGACGCAGCACGGACUGAAGUGAAGCUGGAACGAGCCGCCAUCACCGCACAAAGCGUGUCGUGUUAUCUGACUUCAGGGUCUUUAAAUUAUUACUCUUGAACGGAGUGAGGACACCAGACAAGGACAUUUGCGCCUUUUUCUUCCAAUCGUCACACAUGAGGACAUUGCUUGGAUCGAGUUGGAUCCACUUCUAACUUUGUAAAAUGUAAUGUGAAGGUGCAUUGGAAAUAUAUACAUAUAUAUAUAGUUAUGACCGCCGAGAGGCAGGUUAUUUAUUUAUUUUACUAAGGGAAAACGUCUCAUGAAUAAGAUUUAAACAAUCGUCUCCUUCUGACGGAACAUUUUGUGAAGAUCGGCAACACUAAUCAUUUCACCGUCCUACUGCAGAUCGCUCUACGUGUCUACAAGAUAAAAAUCAGCCUCGGUGGGCAUCAACCCCCACACACACAAAAAAUAUUUGUACUCACACUUUAAAUAACCGGAUCGACAGUAAAUGUCAACAGAGAUGAAAAUCUGCGCUUCUCCAAAGGCCGUUUUGUUGUCAGUGCGGAGACGUGCUGGCAAAACACACCGUGUGAUUUAACAAACAGGAGGGUGACUGACUCACUCAUGAAGCUUCUGUCCGUUUUGCACCUUUUAAUUGUCAGAAUGAACUUUUAAAAAAAUGCCUCCGAUCUGUUUUUACUUUCUUGUUGGUUUUAUUGAAAUUGAAAAUGCAAUAAAAUCAGUGGAAUAAUGUAAGAAAUGACUGUGGGCCCGUUUACUCAACUUUCAUCACCAGAAUUGAGCCUUUUUGACACCCUGCAGACUCCGUAGCCGAGAGGCCGCUACGUGUAAUUUAUCAUGCGCUAUUUUAAAACACGUUACCUGUCAGUAAAGCGCUUUAUUAAAACAUGUUCCACCUACAAAACAACAGUCUAAGCUGAGAGCGCUUCUCACCGUCUCGCUGCUGUGAUUGGCUCCGCCCGGAGGCUGCAGGCUCCUGUUUGUUUUCACCACUGCAGCCUGUGUUU